AGUUCGCUUGGGGAGCACGUGACCACUGCGCGCACUCAUGGUAUCCCUGUUAUGAAGAAGGGCCCUUGCCCGAAACGUCGCCUGUUGUACAUUUUAUUAGUUUUUUUUUAUCGAGAGCAUCGAUAGUGGCGAAUGUAUUGAGCGCUUCUUCUCAUGGAGACGGAAUGGAGGAGAAGUAUCGCGCGGCAGCUGAGACAGCGAGACCGGGGCUCGCGCGACGCGUUCGGGGAGCUCAUCCAGAGAUACACGCGCCUGCUGGAGAAGGCUGACUUGCAGUCUCUUUUGAGCGAGCGACUGCAGAAGGAGACGCAUGACGGACAGGGCCACGCGGAGACCAGCAGUAGCCAUGACGGGGCGUCACAGGGAGCGGAGAUUUCCGCUCUGCGCAUGAAGCACCAAGAGGAGCUAACUACGCUGCACAAGAUACGUGGGGAGUUGGCGCAGGAUGUGAUUGAGCUGAACCACAAGCUCUCGGCAAAGGAGCAGCAGUUGCAGGAGAUGCAGACCAGGCUGGCAGAGAGUGAGGUUCGGGCCGGCGGGCUGCAGGCCGAGGUGGAUCGCCUGUGCGCCGAGUUGGCCGAGCUGCAGGCGGCAACGCAGACGGUAAAGGACGAGUACGAGGCGCUGCAGAUGGCUUGCACCGCACUCGAGUCACGCCUGCGCCGCGUUGAGGAGGACAACCGCGAGCUGGUGGCACGCUGGAUGGCCGAGAAAGCCAUAGAGGCCGACCGUGUCAACACCGAGAAUGAGAAGGACACGCGGCGGCGCCAGGAAAAGCUGAGGAAGGAGCUUGCGGAGGCUGCACAGGAGCACGUCAACGUUGACCUAGACGAUGAUAUCGAGGUUUUGGCUGAGGAAGCGACGGAGGGGGCAGCGGCAGCGGGUGAACAACCAGCGAAACUCGACAGAGGCACGAGGCCUCCCGUGGGCUCCCCCUCCCUCCCUGGUGGAACUCCCCUCCCUGGCCUUCUCGACUCCCUCUCCAACAUGUUUGGUGUGAAUGUCCUGCAUGCAUAUGGAGCGGCACCUGAACACCACGCAAACAGCAAGAGAAGAGCCUCGUCAGUGGUGAGCGCCGGCGAGGGUCAGGUCGCUCCCUCCUCCGUGUGUCUCGCCGCCCGCCUGCCCGAGAGGGCAAUCUGCAAGUUUGACGCCCACGACGGUGAGGUGAACGCCACGAGGUUCAGCCCUAACUCACGGCUUCUGGUGACAGGCGGCACCGACCGCAAAGUGAAGCUGUGGGACGUGAUAGCCGGCAAGACGGAGUGCCGUGGCACGCUCUCCGGCAGCAACGCCGGCAUCACCAGCCUCGAUUUUGACAACACGGGCACCUACCUCCUUGCCUCCUCCAGUGAUUUUGCAAGCCGCAUCUGGACUGUGGACGACUUCCGUCUGCGGCACACGUUGACUGGUCACUCGGGGAAGGUGCUUAGCGCCAAGUUCAUGAGUGACUUUGUGAAGAUUGUAUCGGGCAGCCACGAUCGCACGCUCAAGCUGUGGGACCUGCGAAGCCGGGCAUGCAUUCGUACGAUCUUUGCGGGCUCCAGCUGUAACGACGUCGUGUGCUCGGAGCAGUGCGUCAUCAGCGGCCACUACGACAAGAAGAUCCGCUUCUGGGACACACGCUCGGAGUCUGUGCGCACGGAGCUGGAGCUGCUGGGGCGCGUCACGUCGCUGGACCUGAACGCAGAGCGGACGGAGCUGUUGAGCUGCUCGCGGGACGACUCGCUCCGUAUCACCGAGCUGCGCACCAACAGCACGCGCGUCUCUCUCACGGCGGAGGGCUUCAAGUGUGGAGCGGACUGGACGAGAGCUGUCUUCAGCCCGGAUGGACAGUACGUGACGGCCGGCUCGGCUGACGGGACGCUGUUUGUGUGGAACGCCGCCACGGGGCACGUGGAGCGCUCUCUCUCCCGGCACCACAGUGCGGCAGUGAAUGCAGUGGCGUGGAGCCCUUCGGGGGAGUACAUCCUGAGCGUCGACAAGGCCAAGCGCGCCGUGCUGUGGUCCGACUUGUGACCUCGAACUGUGAGCAGAGGUCAUCACGCUCUCGUCGCCAACCCCGGUGGGCCAGCAUUGCCAAACUGCGACCCCUGACCCCCGUGGCACCCAUCAACUCUGAGAAGAAUGGCGAAACCAUCAUGAUGGGGGCAAGAGGGGACUCCGGAGAGUCCCAACAAGGGGUUCGUUCGGGAACACUCCCUCCCAAACCCACCGGGGUGCGAUGGAAGACGGUUGCUAGGCGUUUCUACGGUUAUUGGAUGGGUGUGCAUCACCACGAUGAUUUUGGCUGAGAUUCUUUAAUGGGUGCCGUGCCUCUCCACCGCUCUCUGCUUCUAUUGCCUCCACUAACCUCCCCCUAUCUCACGUGGCCUCACCUAACCUCCCUCUGCCUCCCAUAACCUCUCCCCCUGUCUCACUUCCUGCCUCCCAUAACCUAUCUCAUUUCACCUCGCUUCACCUCCUUCUGCAUCCGAAUGCUUCCCGCGUUCUCCCCCUGUCGCUCCUCCCAUCUUUUCCUCGUCUCUGUUCACCCAAACGCUUCCUUGCUCCUCCCACAAUUCCUCCUCAUGGCUCUCCCCUACAUCCCCUCCACACCCCCCAGAGCUGAGCUUGUAAAUAGCACAAAACGAUUGUGCACUUGUAAAUAUGCACUGGGCACCUGAGUGGCACCCUCCCUGCUAGACCCCCCCCCCCCGAACUGGACCUCCUCGAGAAACGGCAGCGCUUCUCGUUAGCGAUUACCAGUCACGAUCCACCAGUUACUGAUUCCAGGUCGCCGAUGUCUGAUUACUGAUUACAUUUGUUGAGCAUAUUGCAAGACGGCCUGGUCAGAUUUACAGAAUUAAUGCAAAAGAUUCAGGGCCUUAUUCAGCACCUCUCACUGUUUGUCCACUGACACAUCCGAGCCACGCCAGAGGCCAAACUGAGCCAAACCGGUGCAGGUCAGGAGGCACCGGCUUGAUUUUCCACUGCAGAAGCUAACAACACAAGUGAUGAACGAGCGGAGACGCAUGUAGGUGACGCGGUGAUGCCUGUCCUCAGAGCGUACUGGCGUCACUACGAAUGUGUCAUUAGCCCUGGCCCUGCUUGACCCCAAGCCAGAUUCGGAUGUCUCAUGAUGUAUGUCGACGUAUCACUAUUUUGCCAGCUCGGAAAAUAUCCAGUGGAAAACCACCCGUCCCCCGAGUUUGCUACGUGCUGGUUCCGCUUGAUGUGGCGGUAGACGAGGUACGUCAAACGUCAUCAGGCGUGUGGUGUCCAUGGGAAAGGAGUGGUGGCCAUGGAGAGCAAAUUGCACAGAAGUUUAAGUACUGGAGUUGGAAGAGCUGUGGCUCAGUCCGCGUUUGUGUGGAGAGGCUGUGAAAUGUAGCCAAACAUCCCAACCCAGGACCUCCCUGAAGAGUCUUGAUCCUUGCCAUCACUUGUCAAGAGAGUCUUCCUGCUCUUACGAACAUUGGGGGCAAACAUCUCUAUUGGGCGGCCCUGAGCUAAUGGCGGAAAUUACACAUUCCUGUGGUAGGCUCGAGCCGGCGUGAGAUAACUGGCUGACUUCCCACAAAGUGGAAUACACUUUAUCGACCAUGUUCGAAUGAUUGUGAUGACGAUGAUGAUGGUGGUGGUGGCUUAAUUUCUCACUGAAUGUUUUUCGGGUCACUGGAAGCCUGGAGUAUGUUGGCACGUAACUACAGUAGCCACAGCCAUAGGAGUUAGUUAUUGGACGUGGUGUGAUGGGUGUGCACAUUUUUUACCAGGUCGCCUACGCACACAGACUCGGCUAAAAUUCAGCUUCGGGGAUGAUAGAUAUCGAUAAUGUUGGGGAUUCUAGUCAACCCCAAACCAGGGUUGGUUAAAUAUUUCUUGUCUCGUUGGAGGGGAGCAUGGGGAUCGGCGGCUGGGUAUUGAACCUGCGCCUCCAAGGUUUACGGCCUCGCCAGGCAGCGCCACCAAUAUUACACUCUCAGCCGCCGUGCAGGUGUGUGCAGGUGUUUGUGCAGUUGUGUGUGCAGGUGCACACGAAUAAACAGACCAGGAACACGUCUGGUUUAUUUUUGUA
This is a messenger RNA of Lethenteron reissneri (Far Eastern brook lamprey), 4057 nucleotides long. Its product is annotated as autophagy-related protein 16-1-like. Lineage: Eukaryota; Metazoa; Chordata; Hyperoartia; Petromyzontiformes; Petromyzontidae. The record is from RefSeq and is a predicted model, not a curated record. Gene Ontology annotation, cellular component: autophagosome membrane; Atg12-Atg5-Atg16 complex; phagophore assembly site membrane. Gene Ontology annotation, biological process: autophagosome assembly. Gene Ontology annotation, molecular function: protein-membrane adaptor activity; protein binding.